GUUGCUGAGGUUACUGAAGCCGCUGAGCCAGCUGAGCCCGCUGCUGAAGAAGGAACUGAAUUGGCUGCUGAUGGUUACCGUUACAAAACAAUUCGCCGUUUGAAAUACCGCAAACGCCGCGAUGUUGAUGAAGUCCCACAAAAUGAAUACCUCCCACCUACUGAAGACGCUAAAGAAUCCGUUGUUGCUGAGGUUACUGAAGCCGCUGAGCCAGUAGAGCCCGCUGCAGAAGAAGGAACUGAAUUGGCUGCUGAUGGUUACCGUUACAAAACAGUCCGUCGCUUGAAAUACCGUAAGCGCCGUGACGUUAAUGAAGUSCCACAAAACGAAUAUCUUCCACCUAUUGAGGAUGCCCAAGAAUCCAUUGUUGCUGUGGUUACUGAAGCCGCUGAGCCAGCUGAGCCCGCUGCUGAAGAAGGAACUGAAUUGGCUGCUGAUGGUUACCGUUACAAAACAGUUCGUCGCUUGAAAUACCGKAARCGCCGUGACGUUGAUGRAGUSCCACAAAUGGAAUACCUCCCACCUACUGAAGACGUUCAAGAAUCCGUUGUUGCUGAGGUUACUGAAGCCGCUGAGCCAGUGGAGCCCGCUGGAGAAGAAGGAACUGAAUUAGCUGCUGAUGGUUACCGUUACAAAACMGUUCGUCGCUUGAAAUACCGUAAGCGCCGUGACGUUGAUGAAGUCCCACAAAGCGAAUAUCUUCCACCUAAUGAGGAUGCUGAAGAAACUGCUGUUACUGAAGUUGCUGAACCUGCUGAGCCAGCUGCUGUUGGUGCUACCGUCUUAGCUGACGACGGUUACCGAUACAAAGUAGUACGUCGGCUGAAAUACCGCCACCGUCGUGAUGUGAACGAACUACCCGCUAAUGAGUACCUGCCACCAGCAGAGGAAGGCCAAGAAGUUGCGGAGCAACAACCAGAAGAAGAAACAGCUGCGCUCGCUGACGAUGGCUAUCGGUACAAAACUGUGCGCCGUUUGAAAUAUCGCCGCCAUUAUUCUGAAGAAUCAUUAACCNCCAUUGUUGCUGAGGUUACUGAAGCCGCUGAGCCAGCUGAGCCCGCUGCUGAAGAAGGAACUGAAUUGGCUGCUGAUGGUUACCGUUACAAAACAAUUCGCCGUUUGAAAUACCGCAAACGCCGCGAUGUUGAUGAAGUCCCACAAAAUGAAUACCUCCCACCUACUGAAGACGCUAAAGAAUCCGUUGUUGCUGAGGUUACUGAAGCCGCUGAGCCAGUAGAGCCCGCUGCAGAAGAAGGAACUGAAUUGGCUGCUGAUGGUUACCGUUACAAAACAGUCCGUCGCUUGAAAUACCGUAAGCGCCGUGACGUUAAUGAAGUSCCACAAAACGAAUAUCUUCCACCUAUUGAGGAUGCCCAAGAAUCCAUUGUUGCUGUGGUUACUGAAGCCGCUGAGCCAGCUGAGCCCGCUGCUGAAGAAGGAACUGAAUUGGCUGCUGAUGGUUACCGUUACAAAACAGUUCGUCGCUUGAAAUACCGKAARCGCCGUGACGUUGAUGRAGUSCCACAAAUGGAAUACCUCCCACCUACUGAAGACGUUCAAGAAUCCGUUGUUGCUGAGGUUACUGAAGCCGCUGAGCCAGUGGAGCCCGCUGGAGAAGAAGGAACUGAAUUAGCUGCUGAUGGUUACCGUUACAAAACMGUUCGUCGCUUGAAAUACCGUAAGCGCCGUGACGUUGAUGAAGUCCCACAAAGCGAAUAUCUUCCACCUAAUGAGGAUGCUGAAGAAACUGCUGUUACUGAAGUUGCUGAACCUGCUGAGCCAGCUGCUGUUGGUGCUACCGUCUUAGCUGACGACGGUUACCGAUACAAAGUAGUACGUCGGCUGAAAUACCGCCACCGUCGUGAUGUGAACGAACUACCCGCUAAUGAGUACCUGCCACCAGCAGAGGAAGGCCAAGAAGUUGCGGAGCAACAACCAGAAGAAGAAACAGCUGCGCUCGCUGACGAUGGCUAUCGGUACAAAACUGUGCGCCGUUUGAAAUAUCGCCGCCAUUAGUUAGAUCAAUUGCAUUUUAAGACACAUAGGAACAAAAAGCUAUUAUUCAUGUACAUAAAACAUAUAGGCAAAGGUAUACACUUAAGAUAUGAAGGAAGGAAUGAAGUAA
Molecule: messenger RNA, 2125 nt
Organism: Bactrocera latifrons
Lineage: Eukaryota; Metazoa; Arthropoda; Insecta; Diptera; Tephritidae
Exons: 3
Source: RefSeq, a predicted model, not a curated record